This is a messenger RNA of Megalopta genalis, 578 nucleotides long. The record is from RefSeq and is a predicted model, not a curated record. Lineage: Eukaryota; Metazoa; Arthropoda; Insecta; Hymenoptera; Halictidae.
AUGGCCGUCGAACUGGAAGAAUUGACAAAGCGAUCGAAUGAUACGGAAGCUCAUAGACGACUUUUGCGGAAAUGCGUCGACAGACACGCUACGUUGGUCGCGUGCGGGGACGGUAUACAAGAGGUUUACGCGCCUGUUGUUCUGUCGUUUACCUUGACGAACGGUAUAGGCAUGUGUUCUAUGAUAUUCGAGAUUCUUCGGCUCUUGCAGGCUGAGGAAAUACCAAUCGAGAAAGUUUGCGUUUUAGUUCUCUACACUCUCUCGAAAAUGAUCCAAACGUUGAUUUAUGCCUGGCCCGGAAAUAUGAUCACUUCUGAGGUUUGUAUCACGUAUUGCAGUGCGGAAAACAGAAAUAAAAAUCUCUAUUUGUCCAAACCUCGCGCAUCGACACCUCGAGACUUGAUAUUGAGUAACGUGUACUUUCAGAUUAUCAAUAAAACGAUAUCUUACUACUUCUUGUUGGUGACGCUUGAUAAUGAUGAAUAACGGAGAGAAUAAAAUUUCCUGUUUUUGACGAUAAUGUGAACGAGAGCUAAGGUGGAUACAACUUGGAAAUAUAUCGUAGUACAGAAAAUAAA